Molecule: messenger RNA, 2090 nt
Organism: Chrysoperla carnea
Lineage: Eukaryota; Metazoa; Arthropoda; Insecta; Neuroptera; Chrysopidae
Gene: Rexo5
Product: RNA exonuclease 5
Exons: 7
Coding region: 36-2090 (684 amino acids)
Cellular component (GO): nucleus
Molecular function (GO): exonuclease activity; nucleic acid binding
Source: RefSeq, a predicted model, not a curated record
UGCCAUUAAUUUUAAUUUAUUUUUUUCGUAAAAUUAUGUUAAGAAAAAUAUCACUGAAUUAUGUCCUACGGGUAGUUAAUUAUAUCGCUUCAUGUAUUCUCAAUUUUAAAUUUAGUGUAUGGAUGUUGGGGACAAUGUCAUAUUCAAGUGAAUUAAAAUCAUCAACCAUUAAACCAUUAAAUAUGAAACAAAUGGCUAGACUUGAAAAGAAAAAGAAAAAGGUGACAGCAUUUUUAGAAAUAGCAAAAUUAAAUGAACAAGAUAGAAAAUUACAACAAGAGGUAGAAGUAGCUGAAGAAAAUGAUAAUAACUGUACAGAACCAGUUACAAAACGUUUAAAAAUACAUGAAGAAAAACAAUUAAAUUCAGAAAAUUUAGAGAAUAGUAAGAAAAAUUCUAUUUCUAUAAAAAAAGAAUAUCAAAUGUUAAAAAAAGAGGUACAAGAACGUAAAAUUAAAAUAAAACAACCAAAAUUCAUGUUAAAAGCCGUUGGCGAUAAAGCACACCUAUCAUUGAAUGGAAAUGAACGUAUACCAUUAUUUUUAAGUGAUAUUCAACAUUUAUUAUUAUAUUCACAAUCCGGACAUUUCGCAUCAUACACUCCAUCACGAUGGUGUCAAUUGGAUAAAUAUAAUCGUAUUAGUCAUACUAUAGUUUUAGUUGUUGAGAAUCUAUCGAUAUAUCACUAUACAUCGUAUCAAUCAAAUUUCAACAUAUUAAAUACGAAAUUUAAAGAUAAUCAAGUUGAAGUAUUAACACCAACUUGUUAUGGUGGUAACAUGAUACAAGAACUUGUAUCCGUUCCUCUAACUAAUACACAACGGAGUAAACUUAUCAAGAAAUACGGUAGUGUACAAGCUGCAAUACAAAUGACCGGAGAAGUAUUUAAAAUGUUACGUGCCGUAUUUCCAAUUGAUCAUAGGGGUCCAAAAAUCGAAUAUAUUGGUAAUUUACCAGAAUCGGAUAAAUUUCCCCGUACUACAUUAUUAUUAUCAGCGGCACAGCUAGUUGAAGAGAAUUAUCCAAUUCCGUUAAAGGGUGAAUUAUCAGAAAAAUAUUCGGAUUAUGUUCUAACGAAAGAUGCUUAUAAACCUGUUACACCAUUUUCACCAAUGUUUGGCUUGGAUUGUGAAAUGUGUCGUACAACAAGUGGAAAUUUAGAGUUAACACGUAUUUCAAUUGUUAAUGAAAAAUUGCAUACGAUUUAUGAAAAGCUGGUUAAACCUGAUAAUAAAAUUGUUGAUUAUUUAACACGAUUUUCAGGAAUAACAAAAGAAAUGUUAGAUGGUAUCACAACAAAACUAUCAGACGUUCAACAAGAUUUACGUGAACUAUUACCAGCCGAUGCCAUACUUGUUGGUCAAUCAUUAAACUUUGAUUUACAUACAUUAAAAAUGAUGCAUCCAUACAUAAUUGAUACAAGUGUUAUAUUUAAUAUGUCCGGUGAUCGUACACGUAAAACAAAAUUAGCAACACUAGCACGUGAAUAUCUAUCGGAACGUAUUCAAGCCAGUCGUAAUGGACAUUGUUCUGUUGAAGAUAGUAAAGCGUCAUUAAAACUAGCACAGUUAAAAUUAACGAAAACUGUUGAAUACGGUGAUGCGGUCUUAGGCGGACGACAUAAUACUGAAAAAUAUGAAUUAAAUAAUGAAAUGAAAACACAACAUGCAUAUGCUACGAAUUUAUUUAAACAUUUAACGGUAUCAAAUGAAAAGAAUGCAUUUAUUGUUGGAUGUGAUCAAGUGAUUGAUGAGUAUACAUCGUUUGUGGAUAAGUCAAAUGUAACAUAUGAUUAUGAGUCCAAAGAUAAGAAGAUUAAAUGUGAAACGGUUCAAACAAAUCAAUUAUGUGUACAAAGAUUGUGUGAAAGUGCAAAAGAUUAUAGUUUUGCUUUGGGUCAUAUUAAUUUAAAUGAUGAACAACUUAAUCAUGAGAAUGCUUCAAAUACAUUUAGUUUAUUGGAUGAAUGGAUAGCGAACAUAUGGACACAUAUGGAACCUAGAGGAUUUUUUAUAGUGUUAUUUAGUGGCCAAUGUCAAGGAGCAAGUGGUGUUGGUUUUAUUACAAUUAAAAGAGAUAAUAGAACGUAA